Aphidius gifuensis is the source of this 1737-nucleotide messenger RNA. RefSeq lists its product as uncharacterized. Lineage: Eukaryota; Metazoa; Arthropoda; Insecta; Hymenoptera; Braconidae. Gene Ontology annotation, cellular component: membrane. The record is from RefSeq and is a predicted model, not a curated record. The transcript is spliced from 6 exons. The coding region runs from base 414 to 1130 and encodes 238 amino acids.
GAAAAACAGUUGAUUUUAUGUGUGCGUCCAAGAAUGGCGGAUGGAGAAAAAAAAAUUGUAUUUAAUUUUUAAUUAAUUUAAUAAUUUAUUAUUAAUUAAUAAACAGGAUUAAUAUAAUAAGUUUUAAAAUAAUUGUGUUUUUCGUUGGAAAAUUUUGAUUAAAAAAAGAAAUAACGAGAAAUAAAAUAAAAAAAAAAAAAAAAACGGUUGAGUAAAUAAUUUUUAUGAUGUAAUUUUAAUGGGAUAAUUAGUUAAUUAAUUAAUUUGACUUACCAAAUGUUUUUUGUGAUUUAUUUGAUUAACAAAAUAAAGCUGGUUGUAUGAAAAUUGGACAAAUUAAACAAGACGCCGAGACAGAGACGACAAGCUAAGAAAGCUUGGACCAGAAUCAAAAGUUUUAUUUAUAAACCAUCAUGGCUCUCAGUGAUUUUUGCAUCCAAUACAUACUUUUUGGAUGCCUUAUUCUUCUUGGUAUAACAGGGCUGAUUGUUUGUGCAGCAGGAAGUUUUUUUAUCUAUGAAUUUCAUGAUAAAACAUACUCGGAUUUAAAUAUAAUAAACUACGUUGAUUUUCCAUCAGUUGUAUUACUUUUAACUGGGUUAUUAACCUUUGUAUUGGCAAUUUAUUUUUGGAAAUUCAUUGAUUUUAAAUACAACUAUCAACAAUGUAUGCUUUUUUCAGUUAUUUUGUUGAUAAUUGUUGCUGUUGAAGUUGCAUCUGGUCUAUGGGCACUUUUUAAAUUCGAAGAACUUGAAACAGUAUUAUCAACAAGUCUAGAACAAUCACUCAAGGACAAAGAAACAUCAAUCGUCUCGUCUCAUGACGAAAUUCAGAUAAAUUGUUGCAAUUACAAUUCAACAAUUGACAAUUAUUUCGACAUAUUACAAUGCUGUGAUUUUAAGCGUCAUGAUAAUACAACAAAAAUUGAAUGUGAAAAUUAUUAUGGAAUUGAAUGUCGACAUUUGGCAAUUAAUCAUCAUCGUUCAAUACUUCAUCGUGUUUUUUUAUUAGCACUAUCAUCAAUAUCAAUUCAACUUAUUGUUUUACUACUUAUAACAAAUUAUUUUAGAUCAAAAAAAAGCUUGAAAAAACGUCGUCGUACUCGUCAACGUAAACCAACAGAAAUAUAAAAUUAUUAUUAUCAACAUAAAUAAUUGUGUCAAUAGUCGUUGAUGAUUCAUCGAAUGAAGGUCUCGAUAGCUAUCAUUUCCAAGACAAUAUUGUCAUAAUAUUAUUAAUGACAUCAACUUUAAAUCUAGUUAUCUAUUCAACAAAAAAACAAACACCAAAUUGACGAUAAAAAUAAUCGAAAAAAAUUUAUUGACUAAUUAUUAAUUUAAUAUUUAAUUGUGAAUAUUUUAUUUAACACAAGUAUGUGAAAAUAAUAUAUAUACUCAUGUACAAUGUGAGAUAACAAAAAAAUAAUAUGGUGGGGUUAAAAAAAUAUUCGAUGAAGGUAAUAAUGUACGAAUAAUAUAUGCCAGUUGAAUUUAACUCGUUGACAAGUGAAGAAUCUCAUUCGAAAAAAAAUAAAACAAAUAUAACUUUGUUUGAAUUUCUAGACUUUCUUUCGGUUCGCCGGGUUUAUUUUUGUUGUUCACUUGAGUUUGUUGAACCUAUUUAAUUUAUAUAUUCAUUAUAUUAUUUUUUAUUGUUUAAACAAAGGGACUAAUCAUGAUGGAUUGUGGGGAUUCAUGCAUCAAGUACAUUUUAUUUGCUUUUAAUUUUAUAUUUGUG